UCGGAGGUAACCACAAACUGUAUGAAACGAGUCGACACAGUGUACACAGCAACAGCGCAGACUCUCUCCUCAUUGUACACAAUAAUCUGAUCUCAACUGAUGCAUGGCAUGUUUUAAUAAUUCUUUGGAUUUCAGGGCUGUGCUUCAAUUUAUGCAGCUGUUGUGCGCUUGUGAUGUGCUUAGUUUAGAUACCCUUGAGUCUUCACUUCACUAUUUUUCGAAUUUUCUAUGCAACUGAAUCGGCUAUCUAUCGAUUCUUUCAGAUUCUAUGGCUCAAGCAGAUUAUAGAGUUGUGUGUUUAGUGUGUAUAAAAAUAUAAAAUUAAAGUAGAACAGUAGGUCUAGAUUCUAGUUGUGUCACUCAGCAUUAAAAUUAGACAAUAAUUGUCAAAUAAAUUGCAUGAAAUGCGGCUCCGCUCCUUCAAAUCAACCUCAAGUAGAUUUUGUCUUGUUUAGAUCUAAAUCUAACUGUUAAAACAGCUGAUAGAGAUCAAAAGGAUAGAUCUAGAUUUCUAGAUCUAGAGGCUAAAUAGCCCUAUUGAAACAGAGUGAGUGAUAAGCUGAAUCCUUGUAUGUCAUGCACUGCUGAGACAAUAAAUUAAUAAUAAUAUUAUAAUAGAUCUAGAUCUAGAUCUAGAUCUAGUAUUCAUUAUAAAUGUCAUGUUCAAACAAGAACAAAAAUAUCUAAUUUUGUAGGGCUUGUGGUUAUAAGUCCAGUUAUUGUAACAUGGGUUCCCCUUUCCAUUUUCGGGAGGAAUUCCGUAACGAGCGACCCCUAUGACACAGAGUAGUCUAAUGGAGUGUUAGGGUUUGGGGUAGGGGUAGGUUUUGGGUACAAGUUACGGAAGGCCUUCCCCAUUUUCUAUUCUUGUAUGGCUUAUUUUGCAGUGGUGCUCCGAUGCAAAGUAGAGUCUAGUAAAGAUCAAAUCAUGGUUCAACAGUUAAUCUGUGGCUAGUCUUAUUUAUGAUGGGGUACAGUUUAGGUUUUUUAAAUAUUUCCUUGUCAAGGGUUUAAAUUGUAAAAGUAAAACUGUUUUUAAGAUAGAUCUAUACGGUUUUCUUGAGGUUGCAUAUUUUCAUUGGAUUACCGUUGAGAUUAAUUUUAGUUUUACUUUUCAACAAUAAUAACAAUAGAGAAAGAUCAAAUGAGGUGGCUGGUUAUAAUAAUAAUAAUAAGGCUAGCAUAAUAAUAAUUACAAGUGAAAGUCAAAGUGUACCUUCCUAAAUGAUUUGGGUAACAGUUCAUCAUCAUUCUAUCCGCUUGGCAUACUGUGGCUAGUAUAUAAUUUAUCUCAAAUCUCGAUCUAUAAUGUGAAGGCUUUUAAAUUGACGAUUCCAUCUUGAGGAUUAUUAUAUUCCAAUUGGUUUGUGUUCAGUGGGUGUGGACAGGUCGGUUGUGUACAGACUUUCUGUUAUUCUUCAGCAUUUCAUUGGUCAAUUAAGGCCUGAUAUUUUUGAACCCCUGGUUGCAAUUUGGUAAGAUACAAACUGGGAAAACUUUGGAAAUUGUUUUUUAUUCAUUUUUCAUUGUAUUUCUCCAGGUUUGUUUUUUAUAAUAGAUUCUAUAGGUACUGAGUGUGUGGUUGAUAUUGACUCAUGAGUGCGUUUCUGAAAAUUCCCGAGUCAAUUGGAAAAUAAUGGUGCCUAUCGAGUGCUGUGGAAUUCAUUAUAAUGGAUGGCUACGCCUUCAAAAAGGAAUCACUGGAACUGACUUAUGAAGUUGGAGAUGACAUUGGCAGCGGAAACUUCGCUGUGGUCCGGCGAGUGACCUAUCGGGACAGCGGCCAGGAGUAUGCCGCCAAGUUCAUCCGAAAGCGUCGGGGCGGGGGCCGCAAGGGGGCGCGCAUGGAGGACAUCCACAAGGAGAUCAGCAUCCUUCGGUCCCUGGACCACCGCAACGUCAUCAGUCUGUACGAGGUGUUCGAGACCUCACAGGAAGUGAUCCUGAUUCUUGAACU
Aplysia californica (California sea hare) is the source of this 1957-nucleotide messenger RNA. RefSeq names its product death-associated protein kinase 2. Gene Ontology annotation, molecular function: protein serine/threonine kinase activity; ATP binding. The record is from RefSeq and is a predicted model, not a curated record. NCBI's taxonomy places the organism in Eukaryota, Metazoa, Mollusca, Gastropoda, Aplysiida, Aplysiidae. Gene Ontology annotation, biological process: intracellular signal transduction; positive regulation of apoptotic process; protein phosphorylation. Gene Ontology annotation, cellular component: nucleus.